Molecule: messenger RNA, 6268 nt
Organism: Megalobrama amblycephala (Wuchang bream)
Lineage: Eukaryota; Metazoa; Chordata; Actinopteri; Cypriniformes; Xenocyprididae
Gene: jag1a
Product: jagged canonical Notch ligand 1a
Exons: 26
Coding region: 273-4022 (1249 amino acids)
Biological process (GO): multicellular organism development; heterophilic cell-cell adhesion; cell communication
Cellular component (GO): protein-containing complex; plasma membrane
Molecular function (GO): Notch binding; calcium ion binding
Source: RefSeq, a predicted model, not a curated record
UGGCCACGCCCCUCCUCCGUGAACGCGCUGUAUAGAUGGAGCGUUCUCUCAGCCGCAUUCGCAGCUUUUCCUCUCCAGCCCGUGGGCAUUGUUGUAAAAACAGAAGGACAAUACAAGAAUAGAGUGGAGGAUAAUAGAGCCUCUAAAGGGGCAUCAGGGAAUCUGUCCUCUAUUGGAUCUGAGCGGCUCUGUCCUCGUGCAUGAGGCACUAUAUGAGAGCCGUGUGUCGGCUGAACUUCUAGUUUCACAGCGAACAGACAGACAGAGGAGGCAUGAUUCUGAGACGGAGUCCAAGUUUUGCGGUGCUGUCCGUUCAUGUGCUUUUGCGGUGCCUGUGGAUGCGGGUAUGUGAGGCAUCGGGGCAUUUUGAGAUGCAGGUUUUGUCCAUGCAGAACGUGAACGGGGAGCUGCAGAGCGGCGCGUGCUGUGACGGCGCGCGCGCCGCGGCGGACCGCACAUGCACGGCGGAUGAGUGCGAUACGUUUUUUCGCGUGUGUUUGAAGGAGUAUCAGUCGCGGGUGUCUUCGGGAGGCCCGUGCAGUUACGGAAGCGGAUCUACUCCCGUUAUCGGUGGGAAUACUUUUUCUGUCAAGCCUUUCGACGACACGAACGAUAAAUCCCGGAUUGUGCUACCCUUCAGUUUCGCGUGGCCGAGGUCAUAUACGUUGAUUGUGGAGGCUUUGGAUUUCAAUAAUGACUCGAGCACUGGCAGCAUUAAUGGACAAGUAAUAGAGAAAGCGGUCCAGUCGGGCAUGAUCAACCCAAACCGUCAGUGGCAGCUCCUGAAGCACAACGGCCCCGUGGCUCAGUUCCAGUACCAGAUUCGGGUGACCUGCGACGAGCAUUACUUUGGCUUCGGCUGCAACAAGUUCUGUCGGCCCAGAGAUGACUUUUUCGGCCACUAUACCUGCGAUCACAAUGGCAACAAGACCUGCUUGGAGGGAUGGGCUGGCCCAGAAUGCAACACUGCGAUCUGUAAGCAGGGCUGUAGCAUUGAGCAUGGCUCCUGUAAAGUGCCUGGAGACUGCAGGUGUCUGUACGGCUGGCAGGGCGAGUAUUGUGACCAGUGUAUUCCUCAUCCUGGUUGUGUGCACGGCACAUGCGGCGAACCCUGGCAAUGCCUGUGUGACACCAACUGGGGAGGGCAGCUCUGUGACAAAGACUUGAACACCUGUGGCACACGGCAGCCCUGUCUCAAUGGCGGCACCUGCAGUAACACCGGACCAGACAAAUACCACUGUGCCUGUCCUGAUGGAUACUCUGGACAGAACUGUGAGAGAGCGGAUAAUGCCUGUCUGUCUGAGCCGUGUUUGAACGGAGGAAGUUGUGUGGAGUCCAGUCAGGGGUUUGAGUGUCAGUGUUCGCCGGGCUGGACAGGACCGUCCUGCAAUAUCAAUGAAGAUGACUGCAGUCCAAACCCGUGCAAUCACAGCGGUGUGUGCGUGGACCUGGUGGACGCCUUUAAAUGCAUCUGUCCGGCGCAGUGGACCGGAAAGACGUGUCUCAUUGAUGCUAAUGAGUGUGAGGAAAGCCCAUGCAUCAAUGCCCAUUCCUGCCGGAAUCUGAUUGGCGGAUACUUUUGCGAGUGCCUCCCUGGUUGGACAGGACAGAAUUGCGACAUCAACGUCAACGACUGCCAUGGACAGUGUCUUAACGGAGGGCUGUGUAAGGAUCUGGUCAGUGGAUAUCGAUGUCUGUGCGCUCCAGGCUUUGCAGGUGAACAUUGUGAACGAGACGUGGACGAGUGCGCUAGUCGACCCUGUCUCAAUGGUGGACGCUGUCAGGACGGUGUCAACGGAUUCCAGUGCUUGUGUCCACCUGGUUUCUCAGGCGUCACGUGUCAGCUGGACAUAGACUACUGUGAAAGCGGCCCGUGUCAGAACGGAGCACAGUGCUUUAGUUUGGCCUCAGAUUACUACUGUAAAUGUCCGGAAGAUUAUGAAGGCAAAAACUGCUCCCAGCUCAAAGACCACUGCCUCAUCACACCAUGUCAAGUGAUUGACAGUUGCACGGUUGCCGUGGCGUCUAACAGCACUCCAGGCGGCACGCGACUCAUCUCCUCUAGCGUUUGUGGUCCUCACGGUCGCUGUCGAAGUCAUGCCGGUGGGCAUUUCAGCUGCGAGUGUCAGGAGGGAUUCACCGGGACGUACUGCCAUGAGAACAUCAAUGACUGUGAAAGUAGUCCCUGCCGCAACGGCGGCACUUGCAUUGAUAAAAUCAACACUUACCAGUGUAUCUGUGCUGAUGGAUGGGAGGGACCCAACUGUGAGACCAACAUUGACGACUGCAGCAUGAAUCCCUGUCGGGACCGAGGAGUGUGUCGUGAUCUGGUCAAUGACUUUUACUGCGAGUGCAAAAACGGCUGGAAGGGAAAGACCUGUCACUCACGCGAGAGCCAAUGUGACGAGGCCACUUGUAACAACGGGGGCACGUGUUCAGACGAAGGCGACUCGUUUAAGUGUACGUGUGCUUCUGGAUGGGAAGGCGCUACCUGUAAUAUAGCAAAGAACAGCAGCUGCCUGCCGAACCCCUGUGAGAACGGAGCCACGUGUAUCGUCACAGGUGACAGCUUCACCUGUGUCUGCAAAGAAGGCUGGGAGGGGCUCACCUGCAGCCAGAAUUCCAACGAUUGCAACCCACAGCCAUGCUAUAACAGCGGUUCGUGUGUGGACGGUGAUAAUUGGUACCGCUGUGAGUGUGCCAGUGGAUUCGCAGGGCCAGACUGUCGCAUCAACAUCAAUGAGUGCCAGUCAUCUCCCUGUGCGUUCGGUUCCACAUGUGUCGAUGAAAUUAACGGCUACCGCUGCCUGUGUCCCCCCGGCAGGACCGGGUCCAGGUGUCAGGAAGUCACCGGACGUCCGUGUGUGGCUGGAGGUCGGAUUGCUGUAGAUGGGGCAAAGUGGGCCGAAGACUGCAACACCUGUUACUGUCAGAAGGGGAUUGUCACCUGUACUAAGCUGUGGUGCGGCCCUAAACCUUGCCGUAUGCUUGGCUCUGGACGAGGCGACUGUCCGCUGGGUCAGCUGUGUGUGGCGUUACGUGAAGAGCAGUGUUUCGUGAAGCCCUGCUCGUCACAGGGCGAGUGCUGGUCUGCUCACCGGCCGGCCGUUCGUGCACGCUGUCACCCCGAGAGCGACUGCGCCAACGUCACCUUCACCUUCAACAAGGACACCAUGCCACAGGGAGUGACGGUGGAGCAGGUGUGUCGUGAGCUGAGACAUCUGUAUGUGACGAAGAAUGUUUCGACUGAGUUUUCCAUCUCUAUGACCUGUGAACUCUCCUCGGCUGCCAAUAACGAGAUCCAUGUGGCCAUUCAUGUGACUGAGGAUGGCAUUCACGGAAGAGUUCCUGUUAAAGAGAUCACGGACAGCAUCAUCGAUCUGGUGAGCAAACACAGCGCGAACAGCACCAUCAUCGGCUCCAUCGCUGAGGUCCGCGUGCAGCGCAGACAACCGCAAAACCCCAACGUAGACUACUUGGUGCCACUGCUGGUUUCCAUAGUGACGGCGUUCUGGGUUUUGGCCCUGGCGUCGGUGUUCCUGUGGUGUGUGCGGCAUCGACGCAAACAAAGCUCCAGCCCCACUGCCAUCAACCCCGCCACCCCCUUCUCCACAGGAAGCGCAGAAGAAAUCACGGUGAACAACGCUCGCGAGCAGCUCAACCAGAUCAAGAACCACAUCGAGAAGAACGCGUCUAACAGCAGCCUGCCAGGAAAAGAGCUCCACUGUGACGACAAGAACACCGUCAACGCCAAAAUCAGGACGCAUUUCACGGAAUCCGCCAGACUAGCGCAGGACGACUCCAACAAGCGGCUGCAGAAGGCGCGCUUUCCACGCCAGCCGGCCUACAUGUUGGUGGACAGAGACGACAGGCUCGGCUCCAACAGCACGGAUGGAAAAAAUCCACACUGGACUAAUAAACGCGACAACAGAGACCUGGAGUCGCAGCACAGAGCUCCGGAUUCACAGCAAAGAGAUCUGGACACGCAACACAGCUUGCACAAAAUGGAGUUUAUCGUAUAACAAUCAUUGACGACGUCUCAGAAGAUCAAAGGAUAGCAAAUGAAUCAAAAAGCUUAUUGUUGACUGUGACGACAAGUCCGGACAGUAUUUGUUCAGACGUUACGGUGAAGUGGACCACAGGCAGGUCCGUUUUCUUUUUAUGUGCGUCAGUCAGAGCCUGAAGACGUUAACCUGUGCAGAACUUCUUGCCUGAAACACAAAACCUGAACGAGAACGCAAUUGGCCAAAAUCUGCUAAUUGCGCAAAUCUUGAAGCAAAAACAUGCCCAGGUCACAUUUCACCCCAGAAUUCAUAGACAUUAUGACAUUAUUUUAAUGACAAUUAAGCACAUUUGUCUCCCAAAUUCUCAUUAUUGUAAUCUUUUUUUUUUUUUUAUAAUACUGCAGUUUCAUAUAGUUAAAAAUUACUGUAAUACUAGGAUUUUUUUAUGUGAAUCAGCAUAAAUGUAGGGUACAUUUACACAACAACGAUGUACUAGAAAUGGAAAUGUUUUUCAUUUGCGUUUUUGAAAAGUUUAACGUACAGACACAGAUCUGCGAAAAUGAUUAAAAACGCUGUAUUAUUCAUGCCAGGCCAGUAGAUGGAGAUGUCACUUUGUAAAGAAACACUACGCGCCUAUAGACUGAACACGUAACAUGCAUGCGCACACAAAUUUUUGUUUUUGUAGUUUACAUGGAGACGAUAACGGUAUCGUUUUCAAAAACUUGCACUUUGAAACACGUUUUCAAAAGUUUGCGCUUUCAGGACUCCAAAACGCCGUUUUCGCGUUAAUGAACGGCCAAAACACAUAAAAAGUUUUACGUUUUUAGUUAAAAAUGGUGUAGUGUAAAUGCCCCCUAAAGGCAGAACACAAUACAUUUUACAAUAAAAAUUUACAGUAAUUUAAAUUAUGGUUGAAUUUUGCUGGGUUUUUUUGCAUUGUGGAAAUGAGAAUUACAGGGUAAUGUGCUUAAACUCUAUAGUGCUAAAUAUAGGUUGUAAAAAAUAUAGUUUCUUUUCACUUUCUUAUGACUUUGGGAUGAAAUUAGCCAUGGAAAUGCUCCUGAGGAUUUCGUGAGUAUCACCCAAUCGUCGAGCUGAACGGCAUGUGCAGAUUGUAUUAAAUUUUAGAACUUAAUGCACCAGAAAUAGCUUGUGAAUCAUUUCCAAAAAUCAGUGAUUACUGGUGCAUCAUGUGCUUGAAGAUUGUAUUUAAAUCCAAUUUAUUGGGUUCUUGACUGGAUUUUAUUUUCCCGCUCUUUCCAGCAGUUCAUUUUUAUUUAUUCUGCUCUCUUUUUUUUUUCUUCUUCUUCUUUUUUUACAUGUGUACAGUCAUGCUUAGAAGUUACUGUCUAUAUGAAGAAAUUCACUGUCAAUUUAGAUGUUGUAUAGAUGACUUUGUACAUAUUUUCUAAUUAAUCAUUGUGUAUAUUUGAUUUAUUAACUUAAUAAUCGAGAGCCUAUCGUUUGUUUUUAUUUAUAUGCAUUGUUUAGGUUUGAUAAUGUGACCGCUUGUGUCUGACCUUUGUAUUUUUGGAUGGAAAAUAUUGUCUCUUGUUUCUGAAAUGCCAAAAUAAUAGUUUAUUUUUGAAGAAUAGCUUGUUUAUUUGUGUCUAAAUCCAGAAUGCAAUGUGCAAUGUCUGUUAAGAAAACGUGCAUGGCUUGUGUUUGUAAUGUCCUGAGACGUAGGCUAGAUGGGUUUCCCAUCUAGUAUUGAUGCAGAUACACUUUUCUAGAUGUUAUGACUUUAAAACCAUUCCUGAACAUUUUUUAGCAUAUUUUCUGCUCAUAGCUGUGUUUAAUGAAUUUGGCUGCCCAGGAUAUCAAACAACACUUGUUUAGAGUUUUCUGAUAAACCACAGUAUUCAAAUGAACCAAAACGUCUAAAGGGAACGAACAGUAUUAGAAGUGCAAUGUAAUAUGAAAUAUGAAGAAAACAGAAAUGAAUGUGAUAAGCAAGACAAACAUGAAAUCAAAAUCAUUUUAGUAGACCAUUUUUAUUAAUUGUACAAUACAAUAAGACUGUGGGGCUUUUCUGCUUCGGUCCCACUUGCAAUCUGUGUUACUACUGCCAUGUUGUCUAGUUCAUUUUUUGAGUUUGUUCAAUUCCUUUAAUUGUAUAUUUCUUGUGUUUGUCUAUGAAAAAGCAGAGCCAUGAAAACAAAUCAUCCUGGGGUUUGUCAAAACUUUUAUUUCGAUUUUCAUUCAGUUGUUGACAUUUGGAUCCAUUAAAUCAAAUAAAAUUUCACUUGAAUGUUUUGAAUUUA